AUGGCCCCACCUCUAGUGAGUAACAUGGCUAACUCUUGGCAAGUUAAUCUUUAUUUAGCAACGGCUGUGGGUGCUGCCUGUUUGCUCCACUAUCUUUUAUCGGAUAACCCUAUAUUUGCAUCUGCAACCUCAGCUCCAAGUAGGAAUAGAGCUCAAGACAUGACCAAAGCGGAAUGUAUAGAACUAUUAAAAGGCAUAGUGAAAUCUCAAGAGGAAACCAAAAUUGUUAUGAAGAAGUUGACCUCAGACCUGAUAAACAAUCCACUGCGCCUAGAACAGGUAUAUACCAAGGCCAGUCAAAUGCAGCCAGAGGAUCCUAUGGAGCAAUGGGGAGUCACUGUAAUUGAUCUCGACCAUUUGAUUGAAAAGUAUCAACAUGAUCCUAUUGUGAAGGAUUACAUUUUGAAGAUCAUGAAUUCGCCCGGCAUAAACGAUACAACUCUGAGUGACGAUGUACGCAAUAUUACUAUUAGUCAAAUAUUAGCUAUCCAUGAAUAUAUGCUCAGCGAAUUGGAGUCUGUAGUCCGCGAAUUCAAAUCGCUGCAGAACAGACAAACUAUGGAGAUUAAAACGUUAACUAUUGCUGCGCAAGCAAUCGUAGCUGCCAAAGUAGAGGAAAAAUUCAAUUUAACAUCAGAUCAGGUUGAAUCGGCUGUGAUAAUAAACCAUGCCGAAUUAACUGCUAGCCAUGCAUUCACCAGAUUGACUAUGCAAAUGCAGACGGAGAUGAGUGAGUUGAUUGGGUGCCAAUUUCCCGGGUGGUAA
Babesia microti strain RI is the source of this 765-nucleotide messenger RNA. Its product is annotated as conserved Plasmodium protein, unknown function. The transcript has 4 exons. NCBI's taxonomy places the organism in Eukaryota, Apicomplexa, Aconoidasida, Piroplasmida, Babesiidae. The record is from RefSeq and is a predicted model, not a curated record. The coding region runs from base 1 to 765 and encodes 254 amino acids.